GUUAGUAGUUACGAAUAGCUGUUGUGAGAGUGAAGUGUGAUAUUAGUCCGGCGCUCGGGUCGCGUUCGCGAACACAAGCUCGUUAUAAUGAAAGUAUUUCGUUUCUGGAGUUAAGUCAGGACGUGUUUUAUGUGAAUUCGUGUAAUGAGGAGUGCUAAUUUUAUAAAGUAUUCAGUUGGAUGCCACUCGUAAUACAUUUUUAUGUCUGUGCAACGCGUGGUGAACAACACUUCUGUAGGACUUCGUGUGUCAGUAAAGCCACGUUCGAAACCUGCAUUCACAAUACAGUCUUAAUCCUGUUUAAGUGCGCGUUAUUCAGUUUGUAUAACCUAUUAUGGGCAUUGCGUCGUGGCUAAUAGAAACAAACGCGUGUGUUUGAUUGACAUUAUUUCGGAUAUGCUGCUAGACUGCUUUAUUACGUAUGUGACUAUACUAAUGUGCUUCUGUAUUUCGACGUCUUCAAGGCGGCUACAGGGGUAAAACAUGUCGGCGAGAAUAAAUCAUCAUUCGCAUUGGAUCUCAUGAUAAAUUGCAUUAUCAUCAGUGUGUAAAUCAGUGAAACAGUGUGCGUAAGACUAUGGCCUGUCGCCGGCGUCGAGUGCAGGCAGCGGAGUGGGUGUCACUGACAGGCAUCCGCGUAGAUUCCAGCCGCCUCACGCUUGCGUUUCUUCUGCUACUGUCGCCCAUCGCAACACUAAGCUUCAGUAAAUACGAAACCCCCGAUCAGUGUACGUGGAGCGCGGACAACAAUGAGACUAGCUCGGGUCGCGUGGCGGUGUCGUGUCGGGUGCGAACGCUAGACGGAGACGGGUCGAACCUCAGCGCUCUGCAAGUCGAGGGCACCGCCCGGCUCCGGGUGCAGUGUAGCCAAGUAUUGCUUUUCGAAAGUUCUUUGCCACCUCACGCCUUUCAGAGACUGAACCAGCUCGAAGAACUGGUUAUCGAGGAUUGUAAAAUUCUGCAGUUACCUGCUGACGCGUUUGAUGGACUCAGAGACUUAAAACGUUUAUCGAUUAACACGCACAAUGCUGAGUGGGGCUCGAGCAAGGCUAUGGAACUGGCUGCGAAUAGUUUGCGUGGACUGAAAGAGCUGCAGACACUUGAUCUCUCCGGCAACAACAUACGCUCCUUACCCGAAGACAUAUUCUGUUAUCUGGCGAAUCUACAGACUUUAAAUCUAACACGAAACCGCAUCCGUGAUGCUGACAUGCUUGGUUAUAUCACGAGACGAAAUAUAUACGAAGCGAGCACCAGUGUUCCCAGGGCUGAGUGUGUUGGGGGGCUGGAUGUCAGAUCGUUAGACAUUUCGUGGAACCAGCUGCAGAUUCUGCCGGCAGACUCCGGUAUUACCAGACUUCGGCAACUCCAGAAUUUAUACCUGCAGCACAACGAAUUGGCAGAGGUUUAUGGAGAUGCCUUAUCCGGAUUAACCUCUCUAAGGGUCCUCAAUAUGUCCAACAACAAACUGGAAUCUCUUCCUGGAGGUCUGUUCGCGAGUUCUAUGGAGAUGCGGGAGAUAUACCUACAGCACAACUCUCUGUACGAGUUGGCACGCGGCCUCUUCCGUCGGCUUGAACAACUUCUCGUCCUAGACUUGUCUGACAACCAGCUGAGUAGCAGUCACAUUGACGACGGGACAUUCGUCGGCCUCAUCAGACUCAUCGUCCUAAACCUCUCACACAAUGCUCUGACACGUAUCGGCGCCCAUACGUUCAAGGAUCUGUUCUUUCUUCAGAUACUUGACUUGAGGAACAACUCUAUUGGUUACAUUGAAGAUAACGCUUUCCUUCCAUUAUAUAACCUACACACCCUUAACCUAGCCGACAACAGACUCCACCACAUCAGCGCCCUCCUUUUUAACGGACUUUUCGUGCUAAGCAAGCUUACACUUAGCAAUAAUUUGGUUGUGAAUAUUGAUCCUCAAGCGUUUAGAAAUUGUUCCGACUUGAAAGAACUCGAUUUGAGCUCCAACGCUUUGUCUAAUGUACCUGAAGCAUUGAAGGAAUUGUCCUUCCUGAAAACACUGGACUUGGGUGAAAAUCAAAUUAGUGAGUUCCAUAACGGCUCGUUUAGGAAUCUACAGCAGUUGAAUGGGCUUCGUUUAAUCGGCAACAAUAUUGGCAACUUAACUCGGGGCAUGUUUUGGGACCUCACGAGUCUUCAGGUACUUAACCUUGCCAAAAACAAAGUGCAACAAAUCGAGCGAGGCACGUUCGAACACAACACGCAGCUAGAAGCUAUUCGCCUGGACGCUAACUUCCUCACUGACAUCAACGGUGUGUUCAACACACUCUCUAGCCUUCUGUGGCUCAACUUGUCUGACAACCAUUUGGUAUGGUUUGACUACGCUUUCGUUCCUGUCAACCUCAAGUGGCUCGACAUACACGGGAACUUUAUUGAACGCCUGGAAAAUUAUUUCAAGAUUCAGACAGGACUCCAUAUUAAGACUCUGGAUGCCAGCCAUAACAGAAUAACUGAAAUAUCUGCCAUGUCCGUCCCCAACAGCGUGGAGCUACUAUUCAUAAAUAAUAAUAUGAUCUCUCUUGUUCACACUAACACAUUCUUGGACAAGCAUGAUCUUGUGAGGGUUGACAUGUAUGCUAAUGAACUCGUGAAACUAGACCUGAAUGCACUGAGGUUGUCGCCGAUUCCUGAGAAUAAAACUGCCCCAGAGUUUUAUAUCGGUGGAAAUCCUUUCCAUUGUGACUGCUCCAUGGAAUGGCUUCAGAUGAUAAACAACAUGACACAACUCCGCCAGCACCCAAGAGUCAUGGAUUUGGAUAAUAUCUUGUGCAAGAUAACGUAUUCGCGUGGUCUGCCCACACUGCCAGCCAUCGACGCCAAGCCUUCCAACUUCCUGUGCACAUACGAGACCCAUUGUUUCGCCUUAUGCCACUGUUGUGAUUUUGACGCAUGUGACUGUGAGAUGACGUGCCCAUCUAAUUGUACUUGUUAUCAUGACCAGACUUGGACAACCAAUUUGGUGGACUGCUCGGGCCUUGCAACGAAUGUGAUACCACGCCGGAUCCCGAUGGAUGUCACCGAACUCUAUUUGGACGGGAACAACUUCGGUGAACUGCAAAAUCACGUGUUUAUAGGCCGCAAAAAUAUGAGAGUUCUGUAUGUAAACGCUAGUCGAGUGGAAACUAUUCAGAAUCGUACGUUUAAUGGCCUUAAUUCUCUACAGAUACUUCAUCUUGAAGACAAUAAAAUCCAUGAACUGAAAGGUUUCGAGUUCGAGCACUUGUCACACCUUAGAGAGCUUUAUCUGCAGAAUAACAUAAUUGCAUUCAUUGGCAACCUCACUCUUCUUCCACUGAGGUCGCUGGAAAUAUUGAGGCUGGACGGAAAUCGCUUAAUAACCUUCCCUGUCUGGCAACUGACGCUAAACUCGUACCUUGUGGAGAUAUCAUUGGGUAACAAUAACUGGUCGUGUCGCUGCAAGUUCCUGCAAGAACUUCAGAUCUGGGUGGCAGACAAUGCGCGCAAAGUUAUCGACAGUGAAGAUAUAACCUGCUACAAUAACGAAACCAAACCUCCAGAGAGACGAGCCGUGGAUGUUAACAACACUGCCUGUAGUGACUAUUAUUCUGGUGGCUCAGUUAUAGAAAGAUUCAUUGUAUCUGACUAUUUGCCCAUGGUGAUUGUAACUCUGUCUGCCUUCAUCUUGGUGCUCCUCCUUACUGUACUUAUGUUUGUAUUCCGAGAACCAGUGAGGGUGUGGGUGUACUCACGAUAUGGCAUCCGUCUAUUUCACUUCAAAGCGAGCUCUUCCAAACACUGUGAGGAGGAGAGAGAGAAGUUAUACGACGGUUACGUGUGUUACAGCCCAAAAGACGAGGAAUUUGUGUUGCAGUCCAUCGUUGCUGAGCUGGAACAUGGAAACCCAUCUUUCCAGUUGUGUCUGCAUUACCGUGAUCUGGUUCAUCACUCCUACGUUCAGCACUCAGCCUCUCCCGUAGUGUUGGAAGCGGCAGACGCCAGUCGAAGAGUGAUCCUUGUCCUGUCCCGUAACUUCCUUCAGACAGAAUGGUCGCGCUUUGAGUUCCGUUCAGCACUUCAUGAAGCCCUCAAGGGACGAAUCUUUAAGUUAGUACUUGUAGAAGAAAGUAGUAGCCUGCCAGAAGCAGAACUGGACCCCGAUCUAAGGCCUUAUCUGAAGACUGGAGCUCGAGUUCGAUGGGGUGAGAAGAGAUUCUGGGAAAGACUGAGGUAUGCAAUGCCUAACGGCGACAGCCAACGCAAAAGUUCCAUGUACCGACGCAAUAUCAAUAAUUACACCCUAGAUUCUGGAGUCGGCAACGGUGCUCAUCACCACGCCUAUCUAGAGAAGACCAAAACUCCGCAUUCUGCGUCACAAAACCUGCAGAUGCACAUUAAUAACCACCCCCUGUUCCAGUCUGCCGCCGCCGCCGCCGCUGCCACCAAUAACGACGCGGCACACAUAAUGUCCCCUCCUGCAUAUUCCUCGACAACGACGCUGCCAAGAACGCCUCACAAACAUCAGAACAACCACCAAGAAGCGCGACACGACAACGACGAUGCUAACUACUCGUCUGCUACCACCGCCACCCCUUCUCCCAGACCAGCUCACAGGCAUAAUUACCAAGUGAAACACCACCCCCAAAAUAACUUCAUGAGGGGGGCGACUGCGGGCCCUGAUUCUUCCGAAUCCACCUCCAGCCCUCGCCCCAUAUCGGAGCACAUUUACUCCUCAAUAGACUCAGACUAUUCUACGUUAGAAAGAGACGCGUCGGGGUUCCGUAGGGGCGUGAUUGGCGUGCACCAACAGCACAGGCAUCCGUGGAGGACUGCCGGAGCCGGCCCUGUCAUGGAUAGCAGUGGCGCGCAGGCCUACCUGGUGUGACGCGCGUGAACGCUUAACUGUGUAGCUCAGGUUUCUUUACAUUUGACUGUGGAAGCGCAUCGUAUUGAGUCAACAUGGGAACAUGACAUGGCACGCCGACACAAGAAAAAAUUAAACGGUACCCGCAAGAACGACGCGGACACAGGCGGCUGAGGGUCAGCAAGAAGAAGUAAGCGGCCUACAGAAGGUGAUCAGCCAAGCAUCACGAACAUGGCUUCUACCGGAUGGAUACAGUGACGCAGACCUCAAGUCAAACGCUCUAAUAAUAUCAGUGCAUUUCGUUUCUGAUGUGCAACAGCGGGCCUAUUGUAAUGGAAUGAUUACAUCUGCAAAAAGAGAAGGUUAAAUCAUUGCUUUGGAAGGGGGCGACCUUGUUCACUAAAGGAACUGAGACAUUAGCCCGACGCCGGCCGUUGUCGUGUUGUGGCUUGACUUUUUUUUUAUUUUGAAAUUAAUCUCAAAGUCGUGUCGUGACAUUCGCGUUUCCUUUCGCAGUGCGCGCGAAUAUAUGCGAAUGCUGUAACAUAAUGUAUCAAAGGCCUAUAUAGACGUUUUACAAUUCUUUUCCCCUCGUGAUAUUUAAAAAAAUGCAAGGUAUUUUAAAAUUGUUCCAAGUCAUAAAUUAGGUGUGUUUUAUAGUGUGAAAUAAGCAGAACAUGUGUGAUGAGAAAUUUUAAUUGGUAAGAAAUCAGGUCUUCCCGCACUGUAAGAAACUAUAAAUAAUAACAGAAAAAAAAGAAUGGAAGUAUGGCAACGUAGCUCAAGAAAACAGCAGCUUGUUGUUCUUCUUCUUUUCCUGUAAAUGUAAACAACGUAGUGUGCUUUGAUGAAUGUAUGAGGAGCUCGAAGCUGCGGUUCGGUUCGGUUCGUGACUUCUGUGUGCAAACAAAGGAACACCGCUGAAGCAGCCAGCAAGCCAGAAGCAACGCUGCUGCUCCAUUCUAGAUAACUGUGCAAUUAAUUUUUAUUUUUAUCUCUUCCGUACUGUUCCUUUUGCAUGUCUUGUCAACCCGUCCAUGUGGAAUGAAUCGAUAAAACAUAGAUGGCGACAUUCGGCAGUGGUGACAACACAACAGUAUUGUAUGUGAACUAUUUGUAUGAUAUAAUUCUAAUCCCCCACCUAAAACAAUUUUUAUAUUAGCUUUUGGUGGGGGCUACCUUGUCGAUGAACGAUGUGUAUGUACGGUAACUAGUCAGCAAAUUAUUGUUUUCUCCCUCGCUUUCAUAUGAAGAGAACAUGCAUUCAUAAGAUUUAUGAACGGUGCUGCCAGUGUUGUACAUAAAUUAUUACUAAUAAAUCACUUUUGAAAUGAAGCUUA
Messenger RNA from Cryptotermes secundus, 6186 nucleotides. RefSeq names its product toll-like receptor 7 (gene Toll-7). The coding region runs from base 578 to 4867 and encodes 1429 amino acids. Gene Ontology annotation, biological process: signal transduction. The transcript is spliced from 3 exons. Gene Ontology annotation, molecular function: protein binding. Lineage: Eukaryota; Metazoa; Arthropoda; Insecta; Blattodea; Kalotermitidae. The record is from RefSeq and is a predicted model, not a curated record.